Molecule: messenger RNA, 1632 nt
Organism: Malania oleifera
Lineage: Eukaryota; Viridiplantae; Streptophyta; Magnoliopsida; Santalales; Ximeniaceae
Product: alpha-galactosidase-like
Exons: 13
Coding region: 214-1443 (409 amino acids)
Biological process (GO): carbohydrate metabolic process
Molecular function (GO): hydrolase activity, hydrolyzing O-glycosyl compounds
Source: RefSeq, a predicted model, not a curated record
GUCUAAAUGUCACCCACGGUCCACCCCCACCGACACCCAUUUACAUUUUGGCCUUACCGUGUCGCACUCCCCCUUUGUCCCCUUCUUUCCCUCUCUUUUUCUUCUUCUACAUCCAUGACUAGGACGACUCCAACCGUCUCCUCCUCUUCCGAUUGAAGAAUCUGGAAGGCAUUUACCCAUUUCCUCUGUGUUUCUGAUUCAUUAGUUGCAGUGAUGAUGCGUUACUUCUCUGUCUUCGAACUAUUUCUUCUUGUUUCUAUUCUGUACAUUCUGUGCAUCAACCAUGGUGCUAUGGCUACCAACAUCAGCAGCAAUGCCCAUCACAAUGGCACCCAUCAGUUCCUUCUGGCCAAUGGCCUCGCCCGAGCUCCUCCCAUGGGUUGGAACAGCUGGAAUCAUUUUCAAUGUAAAAUAGACGAGUGGACUGUGAAGAGCACUGCGGAUGCUCUUGUUUCGACUGGUUUGGCAGCUCUUGGAUACAAGUAUGUAAAUAUCGAUGACUGCUGGGCAGAAGGGAGCAGAGAUAGGUGGGGUAAUCUAGUGGCAAAGUCUUCUACAUUUCCUUCUGGAAUCAAGGCCCUAGCAGAUUAUGUUCAUGCAAGAGGCUUAAAACUUGGUAUAUAUUCUGAUGCUGGUUAUACAACCUGUAGCAAGUCAAUGCCUGGCUCUCUUGGGCAUGAAGAUCAAGAUGCAAGAAUUUUUGCAGAAUGGGGGAUUGAUUACUUGAAGUAUGAUAAUUGUUACCAUGAUGGAACAAAGCCUCAAAGCAGGUAUGCAAGGAUGAGUUAUGCAUUGCGAAAGGUCAAGCGGACGAUCCUUUAUUCUAUCUGUGAAUGGGGAAAAGAGAAUCCAGCAAAAUGGGCUGGUGGGCUUGGCAAUUCUUGGAGAACUACAGGGGACAUAAAAGAUAACUGGGAGAGUUUCACAUCAAUUGCAGAUGCAAAUGACAAGUGGGGAAGAUAUUCUGGGCCUGGCAGGUGGAAUGAUCCUGAUAUGCUGGAAGUGGGCAAUGGAGGGAUGAGUUUCGAAGAGUAUCGAUCUCAUUUUAGCAUUUGGGCUCUUAUGAAAGCUCCUUUACUCAUUGGAUGUGAUAUCCGAUCUUCAAGCAAAGAGAUUCUCACGAUCCUUGGAAACAAGGAAGUGAUUGAUGUUAAUCAGGAUCCACUGGGAGUUCAAGGGAGGAAAAUACGAUCAAAAUCUGGCCUAGAAGUUUGGGCAGGACGCUUAUCAAAGAGAAGAAUAGCAGUAGUGUUAUGGAAUAGAAGCCUGUCCAGGGCUCCCAUUACAGUGGGAUGGAAGGAAGUUGGGCUCUCCCCAAUGAGUUCUGUUGCUGUUAGAGACUUGUGGGCGCAUUCAUUUGUUUCAAUGGGGAUGCGUUUUCGAUUGACUGCUCAUGUUGCUCCUCAUGCUUGUAAAAUGUAUAUCCUCACCCCAAGACGAUGAAAGAUCAGCCUAAGCCUAAAUCCUCGGCGAUGCGGUGGAUUUUUGGAAUUAUCGUGUUAAACUAUUAAUGUAAGACUAUUUUGUUUCCUGUAUUUUUUAUUUUUUUUGGUGUUUUAGUUUAUUUCUAAUGAAUAAAUAUGAACGCACAUGUCAAUCUCUUGGGUAUAAAAUAUUGCCUAUAUAACACUC